GUUGUUUUACAAAAAGCUUCAGAGCGGAAGUUACAUCAAGCCUUUUCCGUUUCCACCAUCUUGAAAAUACAAAAAUGGGACCCCGAAGAGGACAAGUGAAAAAAGAAGAGGCCGUUUCUUUGGGACCUCAAGUUAUGGAAGGUGAAAACGUCUUUGGCGUUGCUCACAUUUUCGCUAGUUUCAAUGACACUUUUGUUCACGUCACGGAUUUGUCUGGCAAGUAAGUUCAUACUUAGAUGCUGCAAAAAACACUAUAAACGAGAAAUAUAUAUUUGGUAUCGUCAAUUUUUUCUUAGGGAAACAUUGGUUAGAAUAACCGGCGGUAUGAAAGUUAAAGCUGAUAGGGACGAAGCUUCGCCCUAUGCUGCUAUGCUGGCUGCUCAGGAUGUGGCUGAAAGAUGCAAACAGCUAGGAAUUACGGCUCUCCACAUCAAACUACGCGCUACUGGAGGUAACAAAACUAAAACUCCAGGACCCGGUGCACAAUCGGCUUUGAGAGCGCUUGCUAGAAGUGGUAUGAAAAUUGGUCGUAUCGAGGAUGUUACUCCGAUUCCAUCAGAUUGCACUAGAAGAAAGGGUGGUCGUCGUGGCAGAAGAUUAUAAGAACAUGUCAAUAAAAGUUGAAAAAAACUUAUUUUGUUCGGCAUCACGUUUUUCUUUGGAGAUACUAUGGCUGGAAUAAAAGCAGUGCAAAAUUGAUAUGAAAAGAUAUUUUGUAAAUUAUUUUUACUUAGUUAUAAACUAGCUAUUACUCACUAAUUAACAUAAGAUAUAUAGACUUAAGAGUAUUGUCAUUGGAUCUGAGUCAUUUUUUACAAGUCCUUAUAGUGAAUAACAUUUUAGGUACCAGGAGUCUGAUAACAAUGAAACAAAAUUUUAAGUUUAUAUCUAUAGAACAUUACACAAACUGUUUGUAACAAUUUUCUACUAGGUGACUGAGAUAAUAUUCUUGAAUUGAAUUAAUGUUCAUGGUUGAUGAAGGUAAUUGAAACCAUCAGAUCAACCUCAUACUACUGAUAUUUUCCUUAAAAUUUUCUUAUUGGAGGUUUUACCUUUUAAAAUGUGUAACAAAAUAUUAGUCCAGCAUGCAUCUUUCAGUAAUAUCGUAACUGUGCUCGUUAGCUGUAAAUAAUUUAUGAUUCUAAAGACCUACCCGAGAAGUGAAAUCGUUUUACACGGUUCACUUUUGUAUGUAAUAUGAUACGAUUGUUGUAUACUGAAAAUUAUGAUUAGAUGUAAAUUAUAAAGUUAAAAUGUUAUUCCACUGGCAUUAACAGUACUUUUUAACUUUAAUUUUAAGAACAAGUUUCAACUAAAUUUCGUUGGUAUACUAAGUUCACCCCUUUUUUACUCAUCCAGAUAAAAUAGCAUUGUUUUAAAUAUGAUGUAUAUUACAGUAUAAACUUAUACCUUUUUAAGAUUUUUAAAACCUUCCUGAUAGCAGAUAAAGUCUAUUUCUUAUUCCUAUAAAAAACACUUCAGUUACCGAUGUGCUUGGACCAACUAUACAGCUGAAAAAAUAACUGGCAGGAAUAAUUUGCUGUAAUAAAUUUCUUUUUUAAUUACAAAAUACCCUUCUCAAGACGAUAAAAGUUAUACGAUAAUAUUGCCGGAUAUAAGGAGUAAUAAAAUAAAUUGCUUUGUACUGAAAGCAGUGUAAAAAACUUUACAUAAAUAUAUUAAUUUAAUGCUGAAGUUAACCAAUCAGCAUCAACCUUUUGAUUAUAAAGGGAAGAAAACAGAUAGCUAGGAACAUUUCAAGAGUCGAAUUAUUAAGUUACGAAUCUACAUAAGAGAAAAUGAAAUUUACUUCUCUUAUAGUUUUUUAUCUGCUCUUCGUGAUAACGGAUCAAUUUUCAGUGCGAAAGCUAGAAUCUGAAGGUAAUGGGCAUAUGUUUCAGAAAAUGUGUAACUUUUAAGAGAGUAUAAAUAAGAAAUCAGUGAUUGACAUAUAUUAAGGAAAAAAUUUUGGAAGUGAAUGAUCGUCUGCCUGAAGUAGUCAUAAAAUAAGAGAAAACACUUAAACAUAUUUAUGGUAUUUUAAGGUUAUAGCAAACAAAAGUUUAGUGCAAAAUGAAGUUAUAUUACUUUUUAUCUUAUCGAUCACAAACAAGUAAAAAGAAAAGUUAUUUAUAAUUUGAUACGUAUUUCAGCUCAACUUGCCGAUUAGUAUUUCUAUCAUUCUUUACUCUCAUCAAAUAAAUUAAAAAAUUAUUUUUUAGAAAUAUUAUGCUCCUCACAUCAUAGGUGUCAUUUCUAAAUGAAGAUUUGUUUACAAGAUCUUAUGGUUUGUUUCUCUCAACAGACAGUCCUUUAAUCAGUAUAAUAAAAAGGUCUAUCCGAGAAAACGAUGAUAGAAUGCUGAAUAAAAGAUUUGCUGAAGUUGUCCCAAGUGAGAUAGGAAGAUAUUAUCAAGGCAUCAUAUUUGGGUAUAAAAGAUCGUAUGGCCACACUCCGGAUAUGUCUAUGUGUUUAUUUCUCGGUUUAGAUGAAUGUAAGGACAAGGAUAACAAUGCGGGAUGAAGAUCGUUAAGUUUAGCAUUCGAUAAGCUUGUCUCUAUUUUCCUUUCCUGAUUUGACUUAAUUACUUAUGAAGCAAGAAAUUGCUUAACAAAAAUUUGUAUUAAUAUAUUCCCCUUUGUGUUCUUAAUUUAAUUUUCAUUAUGGUAUGAAAAAUCGUAAUCGAAAGAAACUGAUGAAGAAUCAAAGAUUAUAUAGUAUAACGUAUGUUAUGCACCAACAAAGUUAUUAGCUUUGGACAACCAAAGUAUAUACACCUAACAAUACUAAAUUAAAAAUUCUUUAAAAAGAAAAUGAUUAUGAUUUUGAUCGCUAUAUAUAUUAAAUCUAAAAAUAAAUGAAUCAAUGCGAUAGCCAUUGAUUAUUUCAUACUGUCA
Messenger RNA from Dimorphilus gyrociliatus, 2897 nucleotides. The record is from the annotation of a GenBank genome assembly. NCBI's taxonomy places the organism in Eukaryota, Metazoa, Annelida, Polychaeta, Dinophilidae.